Meloidogyne enterolobii is the source of this 1155-nucleotide messenger RNA. The record is from the annotation of a GenBank genome assembly. Lineage: Eukaryota; Metazoa; Nematoda; Chromadorea; Rhabditida; Meloidogynidae.
UUUUGUUGACAUUUGUACAUAUUUUACUGAUUUCUUCACUUUCUUUCGCAAUAUUCUUUUUUCGAAAUUUCGUUCAUUUUCCAUUUUUAAAAAUAUUUAAUUACUACAUGUUUAUUUUAAUUUAGUAAAACUCGUAAAAUGCUUUCACGCUUACUAAUCCAGCCACAAAAUCUUCAAUCUCUUCGUCAAUUGACUUUGUCAUCACUUCAGAAUGCACGUUCUGCCUUCCGCAGGGGUGGAUCUGCUUCUCCUUUUGGCCAAUUUACAGCAACAUUUAAGGAGGCAUUCGCUGCUCGACAAGCUGUUCCAUCAAUUCGUGAACGUUUGCUUGGUCCAACUACUGGAAAACCAUUCAUUUACGGAACAUAUGCAAUAGCUAGUGCUUCUGCUUUUGGUAUUGGAAUGCUUUGUUAUUAUGGACUGACAAUGAGUGCUGAAAGUGCUGUGGCCCGUUCUGUUCUUUGGCCUGAUUAUGUUCGUGAACGUCUACAUACAACCUACGCUUAUUUGGCCGGAAGUUUAACAAUUACUGCUUGUGCUGGUAUUACAGCGGCACGUAGUCCAGCAAUUUUGGCGUUGACUAGUGGCCCUUCUUUAUUUGUUUGGUUAGGCUCUUUAGCUGCAAUUGUGGCGACUGGAUUGAUUUUGGCUUGGGCAACACAUUGUGCUGUUUUGGGUGCAGUAAUUGCCCCAUUGUGUUAUUUGGGAGGUCCUGCCUUAAUUCGUGCAGCUUGGUACACAGCUGCGAUUGUUGGAGGCCUUUCUGUUACAGCAAUGUGUGCCCCGUCUGAGAAAUUUCUGAAUAUGGCUGGCCCUUUGGCUAUGGGAUUAGGAGUUGUAUUUGUUGCGUGUUUGGGAUCGUUUGCUUUUCCACCAAACACUGCAUUGGGAGCUGGACUUGCUUCGAUUGUUGUUUAUGGAGGAUUAAUUUUGUUUUCGGCUUUUCUUUUGCAUGAUACUCAACGUGUAAUUAAAAUGGCUAGUUCGCAGUCGGUCUAUCCAGUUGGUGGUCGAUUCAUGGGAAAUGACCGUUUUGAUAAUGGGAUGGUUCGUAAAUAUGAUCCGAUAAAUAGUCAACUCUCCAUCUAUAUGGACAUUCUAAAUAUAUUCAUGCGUAUGGCAAUGAUUAUGGGAGGAGGACAACGCCGAAAAUAA